CCAACCCGUUUCCCCAUCCUCCACGCGGGUCUACUAUCUUCGAUUCCACCUCCAUUGCCGCUGCUAAUCCGAAGUUCUUCUUGGCAACACCGUUUCGCGCGAUGGCAUCUUCUUCAUGUCGCUGUGACUUGGAAACGGCUGUGUCCUGUCUUCUUUCUCUCUGGCAAUUCCAUUGAAGCACCCUCCGGUCUGCAUGUGGGAGCCGAAUUGAUGGGUGAUGAAUCAGGUCCAUUCAGACCUCCAUAGCCAGCAACUCCAAUGCCGUAAUUGCUGCUGCUAUGGUUAACUCCACCGGUGUUCGAAGCCACCGAACUCUUCUGCGUUCUUCGCACUGGUUGUAGUGAUGUCAAAGCCGCUCCCCCUUUCUCACAGUGAUGUAUAGGAUUCUGAUUCUUCUGAAUCCAUUUUGGUCCUCAAUUAUUAAAUUCAACUGAACCAUGGUUGGGAGUGACCUAGACACCAACAAAGUGGAUGGUUGUGUGACUACUGAUGUCCAGCAUAGCUACUUACGGCAUAUGAUUGAUUCCAUUAUGAGCGAAACAUCAUCAUCUUUUGCAGCAACUUUCAUACAAGGCUCACUCCAGGAAGGAGGAGAAAGGAGGAACACCGAUCUGGAAAUGAGCCUCGCUCAUGAACCCAUGGUAUCAGGCACAAGAGAAUCUGCUGUUCAAAAUAGCUGUGCUGCUUCGGCCAUGGAAUGGAGCAUCCAACUUGAGAAGGGACUCCGUUCUAGUAAGCCAGGCGCACCGGCUCAAGCCAUAUUGCAGCUAGGUCGUCACCUUGAGCAGUGGAGCAGAGAGCUUGAAUCAGACAAAUCUGGCAUUGCUCCCAAUGUUAUAUCUGGCGUAGUGCCAGGUGAAGCUAGGCUAUUUGCCAAUGCCAUCCUCUUGCGCCUUGCUGGAGCCUUUAAGGGAGGUGACAAGGAAAUCAAGGUUUCUGUUGUCAAGGCUUUUUCGAAUGAACGAAGGCAUCGAAAUGGUCAGAAACACAGGGAGUGUAAGGGAUUGCUGUCAAAGGAAAGAGUAGCUAAUCACUUGGAGUUGUUGAAUCAAGUGAGAUAUGUUUUUCAGAAUGGAGACUCAGAGUCCAAGGAACUUGCUUUAAUUCUUUUGGGUUGCUGGGCUGAAUUCGCCCAUGACAAUGCUCAAAUACGAUACUUGAUACUUUCCAGCCUUGUGUCUUCUGAUCCUCAUGUGGCAAAAGCAGCAUGUUUUGCUGCUGGAUGCUUUUCUGAGAUAUCAGAUGAUUUUGCUUUAAUUACACUGCACAUGGUGUACAAUAUGAUGAGUUUAUCUACGGUGUCUCUGCCAGUGAAGUUGGCUGCAGCACAAGUUGUUCCAAAACUGAGGUCUACAUUUGAAAAUAUAUACAAAGCGUACCAGGCAGGUGUACGGUUCCUAUCAAGUAUUUUAGAUGAAGAUGUUUUGGUAGCUGUGCUAUCCUCACUUACCGAACUGUCUUCCCUUUAUUCACCAAUUGCUGAAAUUCAGGUGAACUUUCUUAUUUCAUUUCUGAAGCGGGAAACGACUUCACGUGUGCAAGAAGCGAUCUUAAGAUGCCUCCAAUUUCUAUUCCAGAAAGGACUGUGCCAAUAUCCAGCUGAAUAUUUAUCUUCAAUUACACAGCAGUAUAACCAUAACUUCACCUUCAACUAGCCAAUUUGUUCUAUAGUCAUCCUUGCUGAUAACUACAACUAAUUCAUACUAUAGUGCAGCUCUGCAGCAAAACUCUAGUAUAUUUCUGCCAGGUUUAUGCUUUCUAAUUGUACAAGUGUGUAGUAAUUUUAGUUAAUACUAAUCAUAAGAAAAAUCUUAGCAUGUUUAUAUUGUCAUGAAACGAGUUAUUCUAAAAGUUUAAGCAGAUGGAUAAAAGUACAUAAAUAG
Messenger RNA from Arachis duranensis, 1883 nucleotides. RefSeq lists its product as uncharacterized. Bases 438 to 1655 code for a protein of 405 amino acids. Lineage: Eukaryota; Viridiplantae; Streptophyta; Magnoliopsida; Fabales; Fabaceae. The record is from RefSeq and is a predicted model, not a curated record. The transcript is spliced from 8 exons. Gene Ontology annotation, cellular component: integrator complex. Gene Ontology annotation, biological process: snRNA 3'-end processing.